UUAAAACUUAAAUAUUAUUAUUUUUGUUUUUUUAAACUUAAGGCAAAGGGCAACGCUGUAUAGAUAGUGUUAUUGCUUAAUUAACAAUUAGGCCAAAGUUUAAUUCAAUGUAAUGAGUGUACUUCGGUACUAAUUUUCUAUGAGAAUGAUAAACAGAAGUAUAUUUAAACUUUUCAGUUAAACUGAUAACAAAAAGGCAUAUAAUAUCAUUUCUUUGAAUACUUCUUUAUUAGAAGUAUUUUUAAUAAUUAAUUCACAGUUGCAGCUAUAAGUCAUUCUGUCAGUAGUAUACAAUGGCGGUGAGUAUAUGUGGAAGUUUUGAAUAAACUAUUUGUUAACUAAUAUUCAUUUUAUACGAAGUACAACUUUAUUUAACUAGCUGGAAAUUAUGUGAGAAUAGUUUUUAGCAACUAUUCACUGGCGUUACUUUCUUCUUUUAAAAGAUAUUUUCCUAAUAUUCUUAUAGUUAAACGAACUGAGAUACCUUCAACUUGACAAAGUUUUAUUGAGGAUAAAAGUUGGAACAAAAGCCUGGAUCAGGAUCUACGCUAGACUGAGAGAUUACAAACUGUUGGGUCUGAGAAAACUGAAGAUCAACGUUCUCCACGAUCUGUAAAAUAUUUUUCUUUUGUCAUUGCAUUGUUUGGCACAUUUACUAUCUCACUGUUAACUAUGGCAGCUGUUAUAAAACAACCAAGUCAAAUUGAAGGAGAAGAAGGAGAAGAAGAUCAGAGGACUGAUGAGUUAUUUAGAAAUGGAAUGAUGUUUAGCAGUCUUAUGAUUAUUAUUAUCCUCCUUGUGUUAGGUCGAUUAUAUAAGGAAUCUGAAAUGCAUAAAGAAGAUGAAAAAGAUCCUGAUGAUAAGGGAGCAUUGUUUGAAAAAGACUCAAAAGAUGAUGCGCAGCUGUUGGCCGCCUAA
Messenger RNA from Trichobilharzia szidati, 918 nucleotides. Lineage: Eukaryota; Metazoa; Platyhelminthes; Trematoda; Strigeidida; Schistosomatidae. The record is from the annotation of a GenBank genome assembly.